AUGAGACUUCAAAAUAUUCAUGAAAAUAACUAUAUACAUCGAGAUCUUCAUAGUGGAAAUAUAUUAUUGUUAUAUAAACGUUGGAGGAUUGGGGACUUGGGAUUAUCACAACCUGCAGAAAAUACAUCAUUAAAUAAUGAAAUAUAUGGAGUAAUACCUUAUAUUGCACCAGAAAUAUUUAAAGGGGGUAAAUUUUCAAAAGAAUCUGAUAUAUACAGUUUGGGUAUGAUUAUGUGGGAACUUACAACGGGCUGUAAACCUUUUGCUGAUGUUGAACAUAACAUUGAUCUUAUUUAUGAAAUUAUUGAUGGAAAACGACCUGAAAUUACGAAUGAUACUCCUGAAUGUUUUGCUAAUUUAAUGAGACAAUGUUGGAAUUCUGAUCCUUCAAAAAGACCUAUUAUUAAUGAAUUUUUGAUUCCUAUUUUUAAAUGGUACAAUACUACUUUUGAAAUUUCACCUAGUUUUCGUAAAGAAUUUACAGAAAUAUUUGAACAAGCUGAAAAAAAAAGAUUAGAAUUAAUACAAUUAAAGAAACUCGGUCCUGAAUUUAGUCAAAAAUCUCACCCAAAAGCGAUUUUUACAAGUAGAGCAUUAAAUUCUUGGAUAUCUAAAUCUUCAACUAUAAAUUCAUCCACAAUAAUGCAUAGUAUUAAACAAGAACAUUAUAUUACAAAAGAAAAUGAUUUUGAUAUAGAUAUAAAUACACAAAGGUUAUCUUCAUCAAACAUUCAAGAAUCUUCGUUGAAUAAUCAACAUUCAAACGCAAUUUAUACUAUUAGCAAGCCGAUCUCAACUGUGAAUUCUUCAAGGAAACGUAACUUUGAAGAAUUAAAAAUUGAAACUCAAAAUAUUGGAAAACACGUCAAAAUCGAUAAUUGAAAUUUAUAAUUUACAAUUACAUAUUAAUCUUGAUUUUUAAAC
Messenger RNA from Rhizophagus irregularis DAOM 181602=DAOM 197198, 924 nucleotides. NCBI's taxonomy places the organism in Eukaryota, Fungi, Glomeromycota, Glomeromycetes, Glomerales, Glomeraceae. The record is from RefSeq and is a predicted model, not a curated record.